This is a messenger RNA of Budorcas taxicolor (takin), 3151 nucleotides long. It is a transcript of the gene PPP1R12B, whose product is annotated as protein phosphatase 1 regulatory subunit 12B. NCBI's taxonomy places the organism in Eukaryota, Metazoa, Chordata, Mammalia, Artiodactyla, Bovidae. Gene Ontology annotation, cellular component: A band; cytoplasm; Z disc. Gene Ontology annotation, molecular function: protein kinase binding; enzyme inhibitor activity; phosphatase regulator activity. Gene Ontology annotation, biological process: signal transduction. Bases 1 to 3000 code for a protein of 999 amino acids. The record is from RefSeq and is a predicted model, not a curated record. The transcript has 25 exons.
AUGGCCGAGCUGGAGCACUUGGGCGGGAAGCGGGCUGAGUCGGCGCGGGCGCGGCGGGCCGAGCAGCUGCGGCGCUGGCGGGGCUCGCCGACUGAGCAGGAGCCCGCUGACCGGCCGGGCGCGGGGCCGCAGGCUCGGCGCGGGGGCCCGCGGGUCCGCUUCGAGGACGGCGCUGUGUUCCUGGCCGCCUGCUCCAGCGGGGACACCGACGAAGUGAGGCGGCUCCUGGCCCGGGGCGCCGACGUGGACACGGCCAACGUGGACGGCCUGACCGCGCUGCACCAGGCCUGCAUCGACGAGAACCUGGAUGUCGUGAAGUUUCUGGUGGAGAACGGAGCCAGCGUCAACCAGCAGGACAACGAGGGCUGGACGCCCCUGCACGCGGCAGCGUCCUGUGGCUACCUCAACAUAGCAGAGUAUUUCAUUAACCAUGGAGCCUGCGUGGGCAUCGUCAACAACGAAGGCGAAGUCCCCUCUGACCUUGCGGAAGAGCCUGCCAUGAAGGACCUUCUUCUGGAGCAGGUGAAGAAGCAAGGGCUGGACCUCGAGCAGGCGCGGCAGCAGGAGGAACGGCAGAUGCUGCAGGACGCCCGCCAGUGGCUCAACAGCGGCAGGAUCGCCGACGUGAGGCAGGCGCGCUCGGGGGCCACUGCCCUGCACGUGGCUGCGGCCAAGGGCUACUCCGAGGUCCUCAGACUUUUGAUUCAGGCUGGCUAUGAGCUCAACGUCCAGGAUCACGAUGGCUGGACCCCUCUGCACGCGGCUGCGCACUGGGGUGUGAAGGAGGCCUGCUCCAUCCUGGCAGAGGCCCUCUGCGACAUGGAUGUCAGGAACAAGCUGGGCCAGACGCCGUUCGACGUGGCCGACGAGGGCCUGGGGGAGCACCUGGAGGCGCUGCAGAAGAGGCAGGGCGUGCUUCGAAGUGAAAAAGAGACACGAGAUAAGCUCAUCGAAUCAGACCUGAACAGCGAGCUGCACAGUAGACUCUUCAAGAACAAAGAGAAGAUGCUCUGUGAGGAGGAGACGCCCAAGUCCCAGCGAGCAGAGGAGGAGAGCAAAGAGUCCAGCAGCUCCAGCUCCGAGGAGGACGAGGGGGAGGACGAGGCCUCGGAGUCAGAGGCCGAGAAGGAGGCGGGGGACCCUGAGGCUGUCCGUCCGCAGAGCGCGGGGGGCCGCCGCAUGUCAGAAGAUGGCGGGCCGGGCGCCGUCCCCAGCCGUCCCAGCUCUGACUGCAGGAGCAGCGUCGCGGAGCGGACCCCCACAGCUCCGCAGAGCGCCGUCCCCGCCUCUUCAGCCAGGAGACCCUCCAGCCUCUUCAGCAAGCUGGAAGAGACCAGGGAUGAGUCUCCGUGUUCGUGGAGGCUGGGCCUCAGGAAGACCGGCAGCCAGAAUGUGCUGAGCGAGGUCGCCGGGGCCAGGGAGGCCCUGCGGGACCGGGGCGCAUCUGUCCACCGCUCGGCCUCCAGCCCCCGCAUCUCCACCCUGACGGACAGCAGAGAAAAGGAGAGAGAAACCAGAAGCUCCUUGAGCUCACGGGGGCUGCGGAGGCCGGGCAGCGCUAGCGACCUUGAAGAGAAGGAGAACAGAGAGUCGGCUGCUAACCUGGUGUGCAGUGGCUCCCAGCCCCGGCAGUCCUGGAGGGACGCAGCCAAGGGGAGCGAGGCCCCGCAGACGGCCGCUCCCUCCACCUACGUGUCGACCUUCCUGAAAAGGACCCCUUACAGGUCCCAGGCCGACUCCACGGCAGAGAGAGCCGACGGCGUCGCCUGCAGCAGCCCGCUCUGUGUGAUCACGAACCGCCCCCCGCCCAGCACUGUCCGUGGGGCUCCAGCCGCCGCGCCGCUCUGCGCCCCUGGCCCCGAGCCCUCUGCGGAAGCCGGGCAGAGGAGGAGGUCGUAUCUGACUCCCGUCCGGGACGAGGAAGCAGAGUCCUUACGGAAGGCGCGCUCCAGACAGGCUCGGCAGACUCGAAGGUCUACCCAAGGCGUCACCCUCACGGACCUUCAGGAAGCAGAGAGGACGUUCAGCCGGUCGAGGGUAGAGUGUCAGGCUCAGGAGCAGCCCAGCCUGAAGCCCGUGGGUCCCGGAGCACUUGAGGGCGGCCCCCGGAAGCACGAGCCCUUGGCGGCCCCUGCCCAGGAAGCCGGGGAGAGCCACCAGCCCUGGGGCCGGAGCCCGGAGGGAGAGCGUCCAGGUCAGCCCGAGCAGCCCACGGCGCCAGCGUCCCCUUCCGCCCCGAGACCCUCGCUCUACACCAGCUCCUACCUGCUCCGGACGGGUGGGUCCUCUGCCCCCGCCUCGCAGAGCUCAGAGCCCCCCGCAGGCACUGCCGGGACGCGGGACAUGGACAGAAACGAGGGCGGAGAAGCAGAGCCGGGCGACCAGUCCUCCGGCAGGAUGUCCGUCCGCGAGAGGAGGCGGCCCCGGGAGCGCCGGCGGGGCACGGGCAUCAACUUCUGGACGAAGGACGAAGAUGAAACGGAAGUCCCGGAAGAGGUGAAGAAAGCGUGGCAUGAGCGACUCUCCAGGCUGGAAUCUGGAGGCAGCGACGCGUCCACUGAGCGGGCCUCAGCCAGAGCCCGCCGGGAGGCCCGCGAGGCCCGCCUGGCCACCCUGAGCAGCCGCGCAGAGGAGGACGGCAGUAGGGACUACAGGAAGCUCUACGAGAGCGCCCUGACCGAGAACCAGAAGCUGAAGACAAAACUUCAGGAGGCCCAGCUCGAGCUGGCGGACGUGAAGUCCAGGCUUGAGAAGAUGGCCCAGAAGCAAGACAAGACACCUGACCGGUCGUCGGCACUGGAGACGGAGAAGCGGGAGAGGCGGGCCCUGGAGCGGAAGAUGUCGGAGAUGGAAGAGGAAGUGAAGAACCUUCACCAGCUAAAACAGAUUCAGACCUUGAAGCACGUGAACAAGCAGCUGCAGGCUGAGAACCGGGCUCUGACCCGGGUUGUGGCCAGACUCUCGGAGGCCGUCGAGGGCUCGGACCCCCAGGGGCCCUAGUCCUCCCUGCCACUCCAGGUCCUGACAGAGCUGAAGUCCGACAACCAGAGGCUGAAAGACGAAAACGGUGCCCUCAUCAGGGUCAUCAGCAAGCUGUCCAAGUAGGCCAGGCCCGGGCUGCCGGGGACAGCCCGUGUCUGCACCCGCCGGC